UGCAACUUGUGAAAUCCAUUCACACAAUGGACAACACGGCGGACAAUAUAGCGAACGAUAUUUCUGAAUCAGGAAUGAUUCCUAGUUCGAAUAAAGCCGAUCACAGGCGUCGGAUUAGUACUAGUAGCAGUUCUAGCAAUAGUUCAAGCUCCUCAAGCUCGUCCGCGUCGUCGGGGUCCGAUCGUAGGAAAAAACGAUCCAAGCGACGUAGUAAUCGUCAUCGUCGUAAAAGUAAAAAGAGUAAACGAGAUUUCGAGGAUAAAAGAAUCACUAACUUGACAAAUGAAAUAAUUGAGUUACGUAAUCAAAUUUCAUAUCAUGGCGGCUUGUCUAACAAUUUGUGUGAAAUAUUGCCGCAGCCGCCUGCACCACCGCGUGGCGAGGCUUAUGAUAGCGAUGUUUUAGACGAUAGUGUAAGCGGAAUUAUUUAUAAAGAUGUUGACGGAGUUAGUUUGUUACCAGAUAAUGAACAGCAACAAUUUAAAUUUGACCUUGAAAUAAAAUUAAAGGAACCCGCCGUUCCGAAAGCGCCUGAUAGUUACAUAAAUAAUUUAAAUGAAAUACAGUAUUUUAAUAGGAGCGAAUGGAGUGAGGUUAGGUAUGCUGAAGUGCAAAAAUUAUACAAUCACACCCCUGGUUUCAUAGACCUUGACUGUAAUGACGAAGUUAAGGAAUAUGACCAGUUGAAACACCUAACGUAUGCGGACAAAGCAUACGCAGCCAUUACCUUUUGUGCUCUCAAACAAAGAGAAGCACUUGCUGCAUCCUUAACGGACCUACUUGCAUGGGCCCGCGAGGAACAAAAUGUUAGCCCGUUGGGACUUCAGGAAAAGGUGACACAGCUCUUUUCUCAAGGUGAAUUCCAUAAGGUCUCGUCAGACCUGCUGCAACUGGUGUGUGGACAUAGAGCUGAAGUGAUUCAGAUGCGACGAGAUGGCAUCACUAAUUAUGUCCGUGACCCUCUAGUAAAAGUUGCCCUCCGUAAGAUUCCGCCAUCGGAUCGUCAUCUGUUUGGCGCUGAAAACUUUACAUCGGCACUUGAGAAGUUUGGGGGUAUAAAAAAGGCAUUUCGGCCUCUCACCAGGCCUAGUUCGGGUUCUGCUUCGCAAGCAGGACCUAGUAAGGCUUUGCGCCUCCCCUCGCAGGGGCCGGCUUAUUUUACAGGGCCCUCGCAGGGUACCAAUAAAACCUGUUGUAGUGGAUCUUCACAUCAACAAUACCAGCCCUCGCAGGGCGCAUAUUACCACCAGUCUUCGCAAGGCUAUACUCACGGUUGUUCUUCUAAAGGAAAAAAUUUUCAUAAUGCCGACCGCCGCAUGGGAGGCUAUAAAAAUCCCUUUCGUUCGACUGGAAACAAUCAGAACAAGCCCAGUCAAGGUAAAACCAACCGUAAACGAGCUGGAGGCCAGCCUGAUUAUAACUCCUCGUCAAAAAAACGAAAAUUCUGACUCUCGAAUCUUCAAAGCAGGGAGGUUGCGGCAGUAUCGUCAUCGUUGGGCGAAACUAGGUGCCCCUCAGUCCCUGCUUCGUAUAAUAAAAGGUUACCGUAUACCUUUCCAUCAAAAACCACCGCUAAUGACACCCCAGUUGUUAGGCAACACUUUUGUGACCAGAGAGUCCGAAUCAAUGACUGCUAUAAUAAGCACAAUGAAAAACCAGGGUGUACUAGAAGUGGCAAAGCCAUCGCCGAGCUUCCUGUCCACGAUGUUUCUUGUGCCCAAGAGCGACGGAUCCGAUCGUCCGAUAUUCAACCUAAAAGCUCUCAACGACUACGUAAUUACAAAGCCGUUCAAGCUUAUAAACAUGUUUCGUGUGCCGGGAUUUCUACAGCCAAACGAUUGGCUGUGCAAAGUAGACAUCUCGCAGGCGUACUUUCACCUUCCAAUUGCCACGGGUCACAGAAGAUUUUUACGUCUAAUCUAUCGAGGACAGCUUUUGGAAAUGACUUGUCUUCCUUUCGGCCUCAGCACUGCGCCCAGAGUUUUCACAUCUCUGACGAAUUGGAUCGCGGAGACUCUUCGGGACCAAAACCUGAGAGUAAUCGUUUAUUGCGACGAUUUUCUCAUUGCACACCAAGACAAACUCAUUCUUCAGGGCCACUGCCAAGUGUUAAUCAACCGUCUCCAGUACCUAGGCUGGCAGAUAAAUCAGGAAAAAUCUAUGACUCAACCCCUGAAAGCUCUAGAUUUCCUGGGCAUCACGUGGAAUCCUUGGAACAAUACAAAAUGUCUUCCUGUAGACAAAAUUCGAACCAUCAAACAGAAAAUUUCAUGUGUAUUAUCCCUGGGCGAAACAUGUUUGGAAGACCUACAAAGCCUAAUAGGAAUAUUAAACUUUGCGACGUUCGUCGUACCCAGAGGCAAGUUACACCUUCGAGCGUUACUCAGGUUCCUCAAACCGUUACUACGCGCACCAGCCAGACGAAUGGUGCACAUUCCAAGCGAAGUGUCAUCAGAACUAAGAUGGUGGUUUCAGGAAUGUCAUCGCACGACUCCAAUUCAUCUCCCACCACCAACCCACUUCGUGACAACAGAUGCUUCCGACGUAGCGUGGGGUGCGCAAGUAGACAACCAGUCGUUGUCAGGAAGCUGGAGUGUUGCAGAACAACAUCUUCACUGCAACAUAAAAGAAAUGCUAGCGAUUUUAAAGGUCCUCGAGAGCCACGGUCACUCAUUAGCUCAAACAACAACACUCUUCCAGUGCGACAACAAAACAGUUGUAGCUUAUCUGCGAAACGAGGGGGGGAUGAAAUCAUUUCCACUGAUGACGACGACUUACAGAGUGUUCGAACUUCUGGAUCGCUUUCAAAUAAAUCUGACAGCUCAGUACCUUCCCGGCAUGUUCAACAGCACGGCCGAUCACCUAUCGCGACACAAGAUGCUAUCCGAGUGGCAUCUGGUACAGACAUGCACAGAGAAAAUUUUCACCAAAUUCGGGACACCGAUAAUAGACCUACUAGCAUCGAGUCGAGCCCACGUGGUCUCCAAUUACGUAUCUCUGGACCUGAACGACAAUCAGGCAGUAUUCCACGAUGCAUUUUCCCGGCGGUGGAAUUAG
Molecule: messenger RNA, 3057 nt
Organism: Aricia agestis (brown argus)
Lineage: Eukaryota; Metazoa; Arthropoda; Insecta; Lepidoptera; Lycaenidae
Exons: 2
Coding region: 1303-3057 (584 amino acids)
Source: RefSeq, a predicted model, not a curated record